Aspergillus versicolor CBS 583.65 is the source of this 1305-nucleotide messenger RNA. RefSeq names its product putative C2H2 finger domain protein. The record is from RefSeq and is a predicted model, not a curated record. Gene Ontology annotation, cellular component: nucleus. The transcript has 3 exons. NCBI's taxonomy places the organism in Eukaryota, Fungi, Ascomycota, Eurotiomycetes, Eurotiales, Aspergillaceae. Bases 1 to 1305 code for a protein of 434 amino acids. Gene Ontology annotation, molecular function: DNA binding.
AUGGGAAAGAAGAGACGCAGCCCCACUCUAGAAGAGGUUCUCGCUCGCCCCUGGUGCUACUACUGCGAGCGCGACUUCGAUGACCUCAAAAUCCUCAUCUCACAUCAGAAGGCGAAACACUUCAAAUGCGAAAGGUGUGGUAGGAGAUUAAAUACAGCAGGAGGACUGUCGGUGCAUAUGAGUCAAGUACACAAGGAACAACUCACAGCCGUCGACAAUGCACUGUCUAACCGGUCAAGCCUCGAAGUGGAAAUCUUCGGCAUGGAGGGAGUGCCAGAGGAUGUCAUCCAGUCGCACAACCAGCGAGUCAUUGCCCAAUUCCAGCAGUCCGAAGCGGAGCGACAGGCUAUAACUGGGAACCCACCAUCGGGAGCGUCGAAUUCCAGCGGCCAACCCGCGAAAAAACCCAAGACUGAGAAUAUUUCAGAUUUAAAGAAGCGACUUGCGGAGCAUAAGGCGAAGAAAGCGGAAGCUCUCGCUGGAGGGAGUAGCGGGGAAGCGACGCCGGUUGGGGCUGGUCAGACACCAAAUGUGGCCACAUUUGCCCAGUCUUCAGCAAACCCGGUCGCCGGGGCCGCACCCGUCGCCCCUCCCCAAACAUUCUCCUAUCCUCAGCCGUAUGCGGGGGCCGGCUCCCCUUACCAGGCAACGGCAAGUCCUAUUUACCCAAAUUACUCACCAGGUGGGCAACCACAGUUCCCUCCAUCUACGCAAUACUCUACCCCUGCUGGGUAUUCGCCACAGCCAGCUCCGGGCUUUGGAAAUACACCUCCAACACAGGUGCCACAGCAGCAACCCCCGCCGAUCAACUCUCCUCAGACUACCGCAUUUCCUCCCCGAUCGGGAAGCCUACCAGCGGCAUCGGGUCUGCCGCAACGACCCGCCGUCGGUGCUCCUCAGGUGAAUGCGUACCAGCUACAACAGAUGCAUAUGGGCCACCCCGUUCCUGGUGGUGCGGCUGCGCCUGGUGUUGCUAAUGGUGAAAAACCUGAAGCUGCAGCAUUUUCUUCUUCGAUCGAUGAUUUGAUCUCGGGAGCUGCGAAGGAGGCUGACCAGGCAGCGACACCUAACGUGGCUCAACCGGCCAACGGCGCAGAAGAGAAGCCAGCCAAGAAAGAUAAGUCGAAGCAGUCACGGUUGGUAUAUUCAGAUAAUGAGAUCAGCCCGGAGGAGAAGUUGGCUAGAUUGCCAAGGUACGCAUUCGUUCCUGAUAAUCGGACGGAGACGGCGCUUGGAGAGCUUCCUUCCUCUGUAGUCGUGGGAACAAUUCGCCAGUCAGACACAAUAGUCGAUGCCGCGGGAUAA